UUUAGAUGUAGAUAUAAAUAAACAAAACGGAGUUUCAAGGGCCAUUUUAAUCAAGGAAAUAGCAAGGGGUAGGGUCCUGUUUCUCCAUCCUGCAUCUUUGCAAAGGCACCAAAAUCCAAACAAAAGAACAGAUCUCAGCUCAGCUCAUACGAAUUGCUCUCUUUCUCGGCUCUCCAAGAUGGGUCUGUCAUUCACGAAGCUAUUCAGCAGGCUGUUCGCCAAGAAGGAGAUGCGUAUACUUAUGGUCGGUCUCGACGCUGCCGGUAAGACCACCAUUCUCUAUAAGCUCAAGCUCGGAGAGAUCGUUACCACCAUUCCCACCAUUGGGUUUAAUGUGGAAACCGUCGAAUAUAAGAACAUUAGCUUCACUGUCUGGGAUGUUGGUGGCCAGGACAAGAUCCGUCCUUUGUGGAGACAUUACUUCCAAAAUACACAAGGACUUAUUUUUGUGGUAGAUAGCAAUGAUCGUGAUCGUGUUGUCGAGGCUAGGGAUGAGCUCCAUAGGAUGUUGAAUGAGGAUGAGUUGAGAGAUGCUGUGCUUCUAGUUUUUGCAAACAAACAAGAUCUUCCAAAUGCUAUGAAUGCUGCUGAAAUAACUGAUAAGCUUGGUCUUCAUUCACUCCGUCAACGUCACUGGUAUAUCCAGAGCACCUGCGCUACAUCUGGUGAAGGACUUUAUGAAGGGCUUGAUUGGCUCUCAAACAACAUUGCAAACAAGGCUUAGAGAUUUGAUUAGUUAAUGGUUCCUUGGAGUGUUGUUGAGUGUUAGCGACUAUGGCUCUUGAUUAUUGAUAUUGUUACCCUGUUUAGAAUAUUAUCUACUCUUACAUGUAUUGUUGCUUCGAGAAAGAACACAGACGUCUACUACUAGUUUCAGAAUAAUUUGCUAUAUAUUUUAUUUUUCAUGUAUAACCGAAUUAAUUUUGCCCGCAGAUUUGUUUAGGCAAUCCUUAUUGAAAGCUUACACUUAUACA
Messenger RNA from Arachis duranensis, 974 nucleotides. Its product is annotated as ADP-ribosylation factor. Gene Ontology annotation, molecular function: GTP binding; GTPase activity. Gene Ontology annotation, cellular component: cytoplasm. The record is from RefSeq and is a predicted model, not a curated record. The transcript is spliced from 7 exons. NCBI's taxonomy places the organism in Eukaryota, Viridiplantae, Streptophyta, Magnoliopsida, Fabales, Fabaceae. Gene Ontology annotation, biological process: vesicle-mediated transport; intracellular protein transport. Bases 179 to 724 code for a protein of 181 amino acids.